Messenger RNA from Mucor mucedo, 856 nucleotides. RefSeq lists its product as uncharacterized. The coding region runs from base 11 to 856 and encodes 281 amino acids. The transcript is spliced from 2 exons. NCBI's taxonomy places the organism in Eukaryota, Fungi, Mucoromycota, Mucoromycetes, Mucorales, Mucoraceae. The record is from RefSeq and is a predicted model, not a curated record.
UUUUACCAGCAUGGACUCUGAUAGAUCCUUGUCUGGUACGCCGGGUACACCUGGAAGCAAUAUGAGCACAUCUAGCUCUUUGGCUCCUGGCGAUCGUAUUAUAUCUGUUAAAUCCUCUAUUGAUGGUAUUGGUUGGGACCCAGAGCAACGUGAAAGGCUCGAAGAAUAUGUAGUGACAGUCCACAACAUCACUACACACGCAUACUCACUCUCAAAGCGAUGUAUCAAUCGUGAUUUUUUUGCAGAGGUCUGGCUCAAACUGACUCGGUAUGCACGAGGAAGGGCUGGCGGAAGAACUGGGGCGACUCGUGCAUUCAUUGACACUUAUCUUGAUGACUAUUUGGAGGUCACUGGUUUUGUUCCACCAGAUUUCCGUUAUGGUCAGCAAGCAUCUUUAAUCGAAGGAGCAAAGAUCUUUACAUCUUAUAGCAACAAUGUUCAGAUGCGUUUGGGAAGUCAUCUUAGACAAGCUGUUAAUCAUCUACUUCGUAUUCGACAAAGAAAAGCCGAAUUAAUUGCUUAUAGAAGACGUGAAGGAUUAAUUGAUGCACUGAUAAAAUCUGAAGUAUACAGAGAAAUAACUGAGCCGGCGACAAGAUUCAAGGAACUUAUAGCUAGAAGGUUACCUCAAGAUUUUGUAUUGGACGGAGAGCAGUUCGGGGACCCUAUCUACAAUAACGCUCUUGAAAUUCUUCGCCCUGUCCUUACCAGUUAUCCCGUUGACUACCGGUUUCGUGGGAAUAGCAUUUAUUAUGAUUCCAAAGCAAGACCAGUUGAGCAUAUGCGAGCUUUUUACGAACUGGCUUUAUCAUUUAUUGAUAUAGAAUUACCUGUGUUUAAUUGCUUCCCAUUAUGA